This is a messenger RNA of Striga asiatica, 912 nucleotides long. Lineage: Eukaryota; Viridiplantae; Streptophyta; Magnoliopsida; Lamiales; Orobanchaceae. The record is from the annotation of a GenBank genome assembly.
AUGCCUGCCAGUGAAACAGAGUCAUUCCAAUCAGUACCAAUGCUUUCGAUUUCUUUCAUAUAUGCUCACGAUCCAGUCAAGAAUAGAAUGAUAGUACGAGUAGUGAAGGAACUGACUCUUAUCAAAGGGAGGACGGGACUGAAGAUGUUGAUUCAAUCUCCCUGUAAGCAACGACGUAAAGGAACUAAUGCCGCUGACUCAGACGCUGCGGUGAUUGAUGUAGCUUCGUCGUCUGUCUCACUUCCACCAUUCCUUAGUCUUAGCUUAAAGGAUGCUGAUGGACUGUCCUUUAUUUCAGAUACAAUCUUAAAACUAGGCUCCUCCCACACCACAAGGAUGGCAAAACUCGCCGCAGGAAUGGUUGAAUAUCAGGGCUUUUUCAACCCCAGCUUUCCAAUAGGACUUUCCUUAGAACGAGACAGGGGGGAUAGCAUCCCAUACCGGAGUUCACCUCUAAAAGCAAAGAAGGCUAUAGCCUCGGUUAAGCCUAGAAUGUCUCAAACUUCUCUUCCAAGCAUUCUACAACAUAUUGGAGUCGAUAAGGCCCAAGCGGGCGCAUUCCCUCCUGUUUUCGGAGAUAUUCUAGCCCAAGCUUCGUUCCUCAAGCUACUGGUCCGGGCGAGCUACUUCAGCUUCAAACCUCUCCUUGCCAGUCACCGUUUCCCCAGUUGGUCGACUAACUUCGAACCUCUUCGCUUUGCUCGAGCGUCUACGAACCAGACCCUAUCAGGCCAGCGGCUCCGCUCCUCUCGCUUAGGCCCUUCAGUCUCGUCCAUCCGGUCUCGUAACUUCAUCCCAAAGCAAAUUAAAGAGAAGUUCUCACUCCUCAUACCUCGGCCCUUGGAUAUCGACUCUACCCCUUCACCAGGGUCUUCAGUUCGAACCAACCUGGAAAGCCUUGCCUACGCAUAA